UUCCUUUGAAUAAAAGUAUCAAAGAAAUCCAUACAAUGAUUCAUUUAAAUGGAUUUAAUCGAAAUUCAUUAAGAAUUUCUAAAAAUUUGAAAAUUGAUAAAAGAUGUUUCACCAAAUAUACCAUCAAUCAAGAUAAAUUGAAUAAAUAUUCAAAAAUUAUUACUCAAGACCCUGGUCAAGGGGCUUCUCAGGCUAUGUUAUAUGCCACUGGGUUUAACGAUGAUGAUAUGGAUAAAGCCCAAAUCGGGGUUGGUUCUGUUUGGUGGUCCGGUAACCCUUGUAACAUGCACCUUAUGGAUUUAAAUCAUAAAUGUAACGAUUCGGUUAAUAAAGCUGGGUUAAAAGGUAUGCAAUUUAAUACGAUUGGUGUUUCGGAUGGUACCACUAAUGGGACCACCGGUAUGAGAUUCUCUUUGCAAUCAAGAGAAAUCAUUGCCGAUUCGUUUGAAACAAUGAUGAUGGCUCAAAUGUACGAUGGUAAUAUCGCCAUUCCUUCUUGUGAUAAAAAUAUGCCCGGUACCUUAAUGGCUAUGGGUAGACAUAAUAGACCCUCUAUCAUGGUUUAUGGGGGUACCAUCAUGCCGGGUUCUCCUUCUUGUGGUGGUAGCAAUAAAAACCCAAAUGUUUCCGAUACCAUCGAUAUCAUUAGUGCUUUCCAAUCUUAUGGUCAAUACUUAGCAAAAGAUAUUACUAACGAUGAAAGAAAAGAUAUCAUCAGAAACGCCUGUCCUGGUCCUGGUGCCUGCGGUGGUAUGUACACCGCUAACACCAUGGCUUCUGCUGCGGAAGUCUUGGGUAUGUCUUUACCUUACUCUUCCUCUUCUCCAGCAGUUUCAAAAGAAAAAGCUGAUGAAUGUGAUAACGUUGGUUUUGCAAUUAAAAACUUAUUGGAAUUGGAUUUAAAACCAAGACAAAUCAUGACUAAAGCCGCUUUCGAAAAUGCAAUCACUUAUAUCAUCGCUACCGGUGGUUCAACUAAUGCGGUCUUACAUUUAAUUGCCAUUGCUCACUCGGUUGGGGUUAAACUAUCAGUUGAUGAUUUCCAAAGAAUCAGUGAUAAAACUCCUCUUUUAGCAGAUUUUAGACCUUCCGGUAAAUACGUUAUGGCUGAUUUACAAAAAUUCGGUGGUACCCCUGCUGUUAUGAAAUUAUUAUUAAAAGAAGGUUUCUUAGAUGGUACUCAAUUAACUGUUACUGGUAAAACUAUGGAAGAAAAUUUGAAAGACUUGCCUGGUUUACCAGAAGUUCAAGACAUCGUCAUGCCUUUAUCAAAUCCUUUGAAACCAACCGGUCACUUGCAAAUCUUGAAAGGUUCUUUAGCCCCAGGCUCUGCUGUUGGUAAAAUCACCGGUAAAGAAGGUACCUAUUUCAAAGGUAAAGCUAGAGUUUACGAUGAAGAAGCUGCCUUCAUUUCUUCUUUGGAAAAUGGUGAAAUCAAAAAGGGUGAAAAAACCGUUUGUGUCAUUAGAUAUGAAGGUCCAAGAGGUGGUCCAGGUAUGCCAGAAAUGUUAAAACCUUCUUCUGCUUUAAUGGGUUAUGGUUUGGGUAAAGAUGUUGCUCUUUUAACCGAUGGUAGAUUCUCCGGUGGUUCCCAUGGUUUCUUAAUUGGUCAUAUUGUUCCUGAAGCUGCCGUAGGUGGUCCAAUUGCUUUGGUUCGUGACGGUGAUGAAAUCGUUAUUGAUGCUGAUAAUAACAAAAUCGAUGUCCUUGUCGAUGAAGCCACUUUAGCCGAAAGAAAGAAGUCCUGGGUUGCUCCUCCUCCAAGAUACAACAGAGGUACCUUAUGGAAAUAUGCUCAAUUGGUUAGUGAAGCAAACGUUGGUUGUGUUCUCGAUCCAACUGACAAGCUCGAUAACUAAUCGUUUCCUCUGGCUUUUUUCUUUGCUUGUUAAUUGUUCUUUAGUUCGUCCCGGUUUACGUGUAUAUAUAUGGUUAAGGAUCGUCAUUUGAAAGACUCCUUAUCUUUAUUAUUUAUUUUUGUCAUUAUUAUUAUCUCAAUUGAGUGUUUUUUAAUUUUCUUUCUUGCUUUUACUUCACUGUUCAUCUUCUAUAUUUGAAUUACAGAAUUCAUUGAAUGAAGCUCUUCAAUCUUUG
Hyphopichia burtonii NRRL Y-1933 is the source of this 2094-nucleotide messenger RNA. RefSeq names its product dihydroxy-acid dehydratase (gene ILV3). Gene Ontology annotation, biological process: branched-chain amino acid biosynthetic process. The transcript has a single exon. Gene Ontology annotation, molecular function: dihydroxy-acid dehydratase activity. NCBI's taxonomy places the organism in Eukaryota, Fungi, Ascomycota, Pichiomycetes, Serinales, Debaryomycetaceae. Gene Ontology annotation, cellular component: mitochondrion. The record is from RefSeq and is a predicted model, not a curated record. The coding region runs from base 36 to 1859 and encodes 607 amino acids.